Messenger RNA from Chaetomium strumarium, 2880 nucleotides. Its product is annotated as P-loop containing nucleoside triphosphate hydrolase protein. The record is from RefSeq and is a predicted model, not a curated record. Gene Ontology annotation, cellular component: cytoplasm; membrane; microtubule. NCBI's taxonomy places the organism in Eukaryota, Fungi, Ascomycota, Sordariomycetes, Sordariales, Chaetomiaceae. Gene Ontology annotation, molecular function: microtubule binding; GTPase activity; GTP binding. The transcript is spliced from 3 exons. The coding region runs from base 1 to 2880 and encodes 959 amino acids.
AUGCCUCGGAUCAAACAAGAGCCAGGUGCUGGCUCUAGACAACGAAAUGGCCAACGCCGAUCCAUGGCUACCCCAGACUCAGCUGCGGACGCACAUUCUGAAGCCCCUAGUGAGCAGGUUCAGAGACUCCGCCAGGUCCGGUCCGCAGCGCCGAGCAUUGACACCUACGCCCGGCCUCCGUCCGCUUCAAGCGCCCAACAGCCCGAGGACGGCGAAGAUGAGCUCAUGAUAAUGGAGGUCAGGCUGGGACCCAAGCGGGAGAACGACAACUCCCAGUUCAUGGCAUCCCAAAGUGUCCAGGGCUCUUUCAUUGGACCCAAUAGGGCUCUCCGUGACAUCGGUCAUAGGCUGAAGGACAUCAAUGAUGCUCUUGGUGAGUUACAGGCUCGCGGCAUUCAGCAUGUCGCAAAUCUGCCGGAAUUGGUCUUGGUCGGCGACCAAUCGUCCGGAAAAUCGAGUUUGAUGUCAGCCAUUGCAGGGCUCAGCCUCCCUCGUAGCAGCGGAACAUGCACCCGCUGUCCCAUUCAUAUCCGCGUAUCUCGUGCGGCCGAAUGGUCGUGCCGCGUCUUCCUCAAGCAGGACUACGAAUUCUGUCCGCCUGACCAUCCCAUAACAGAGCGGGAUGUCAAGCAAAACAACCGAUUCCCGCCGUGGGUUAAGUUAGACCCAAGCCGCCAAGCACGCCGGGAGUUCAAGACAGUACGGGAUCAAUCGGACUCCGAGGAGAUCGAGACAGUGUUGCGGUGCGCCCAGGUUGCAAUUCUGAAUCCCAGCACCCACUACAGCUUCUUCAUCCCAAAACUGAAGGGUGAGGGUCCCGACAGCACCCGGGAGCAGCACCUCGACCAGGUCAAGAAAAAGGAAGAGAGGGCCGAAGCACAGUUUUCGCCCAACACAGUUGCCCUAGAGGUCAAGGGGCCUGACUUAGCUGACCUCAACUUUUACGAUCUUCCUGGUGUAUUCAUGACUGCGAGACGGGCCGAAGACAGCUUUCUCGAGAAAGUCGUCCAAAAUCUGACCAAGGAGUACAUUUCCCGCCCUAGCGCCAUUAUUCUGUGCGCGGUGCCCAUGAACCAGGACACCGAAAAUUCCCUAGCUCUCAAGCUCGUUCGGGGCUUGCGCGCGGAGGAUAGAUGUAUCGGCAUAAUGACUAAGGCUGAUUUGCUGCCGAAGGAGGAUCAUGCUGCCGCCGGCUGGCUCGCCAUGCUCAGAGGCGACGCGCAUCGGACUGGUCAUGGCUAUUUCAUCACUUCACGCCAGGGUAGCGACCUGGAAGAGCAAAAUAAGAUGGAAGAGGCCUUCUUCAACCGGACAGCAGAUGCGACAGGCCAGUGGCCCGAAGCCUUCGACGGGGCUAGAGAGCGAUGUGGCGUGGAGAAACUCAAGGCAUUCUUGUCGCUCAAGUUAGGCGAGGAGUUUGCAAAGAUCCUCCCCGAGGUGAAGGGCAAUGUCAACAAACGCCUUGGGGAGAUCGGCGAACAACUUAAGAAGUACCCCGAGCCGCCGAAGAACCCAGAACUGGAGGUUAUGAAGAGCCUCACCCAAUUCACCAUCCGGGUAAAAGAUAGGGUUAUGCACCAGGACUUUAUGAGUAUCUGGGACUCGCGUUUUGGCGAGCCUUUCAAGAGGACCAUAAUUGGGCUGAAGCCAAAGUUCAACGUGAAAGAGCAUGCCAAAGCGUCGAACCCGGUGGUUAUUGUCCUCGAUGGCGAUAGCCCGGCCGUUUCGCCGACUAUGCGGAAGCGUCCCGCCCCUGCCACGGACCUCACAGAAGCCACUCCAAAGCGGCAUCGCGGGCAACAAGCAAAUGGUGUCGUCAAGUCCGAGCCUUCGGACUACCCCAUGUUCCCUACGACACCCAGUCAUUCCAGAAUGACUCCUGUCAACGGUAUGACGCCCAGCCGAGGUUCAAGAUCCAAGAGUCUCAUGGACAUCCGCAACCUUAUCCGGCGCGCCGCUAUUCCAGGCCAGCCCGGCCUCGUUUCUGCCAGCGUUUACGAACCUCUGUACACGGAGGCGGCAAAGUCAUGGGCUCCUCACCUCGAGAGUUUCAUCAACAAUACGUUUGCUUUCCUCCAGGCAGAAAUCUUCGCGAUUCUGGACUCUACGUUCUCGCAUCUGAAGAAUCGAGCUGUGUACAAGGAAUCAGUGGACCACAUGCGGGUCUUCAUUGAGACCCAGAAAGCCGAACUACGCCAGCAGCUACUGUUCAUCUACAAGCUCGAAGCCCAGCGUCUUUUUACCAAGGAUGAGGAGACCCUCCAGCGACACAAAACGGCGGAAAUGAAGAUUCUAGUUCGCCACCGAAACCACUUCCGCAUCGCCGCCCAUAAUGGCGAAGAGCUCUGUUCCGUCCCUAAGAUGGAGGAACUGACCGAUGAAGAGCGGCGGCAAGAGGAGAUCAAGAUGGCUAAGGAACUCAAAAACCUCGGUCCGGAUCCCUUCGAACCAGAACUGGCUGUCGCCGCGUACAUCCGCGGGUACUAUCUGACAGCUGCGAAUCGCUUUGUGGACUACGCCUCGAUCCACGUCAUGUCUGGCCUGCUCCCGCGCGUGGCAUCCGUCGUCGAGAGCUACUUGCAUGAGAAGCUGGGUCUCACGAGCCACGCAACCACGCAGGAAGUCUUGGAGCGCCUCAUGUCGGAGGGCCCCGAGAUCGAGCAGAAACGGCGUGACCUGCGCGCUGAGAAGGAAACGCUCGAUGGUGCCAUGGACAUCAUUGUCAACCUGGAGCGACGCGAGGCUGCGGCAGCUGCUUCGUCACAAUACGGAAAUGGUUUUGAUGCGUCUCAGGCCGAUAGCAUGGCGACAUUUGACGCGGACCAUGCAAACGGGGACAGGGCUACGGUCUUCUCCGGUACGGCGUAUGGCGAUGCUUGA